AUGAAUAUUAAAUAAUUGUUCGAACUUUAAGAAUAAGAUGCUGACAAAUUACCAAUGUUAUUACAAACCUUAUCGCAUUCCAAGCAUGAAGGUCAUGUGCUUAAAGCAAUAAAUAUAAUUCAAUAAUUCAAUCACACUUUUAAUCCUGUAAUCAUUUUCAUCUUAUAUUUUAGAAUCAAUAACUUAGUAUCAUAGACUUUAUCAACACCAUUAAAAAAGAAUACGAUAUUGCCAUUGACAUCAAAUUGAUAUCUACAUUGCUUCACAUUAUUGAUAUUACUUGGAUGCACAAUUCUACUAAAGUAUUUAUUUUAAAUAUUCCUUAAAAAAAGCUUUUCAAUUUAUUUUUAACGUACACCGUAUCAGAUGAUUCCAUAAUCUAAUAAUCUGCAAUCUAAGGCAUGCUCCUUAUUGUAUCACUUAUCAAAGAAGAUUAAUUCUUAGAAUAUUUGGAAAUCUUUUUCUAAAUCCUUUAGGAUAAAUAAUAAGCCUAAAUAAACAGCAGUCUCAAUCCUAUUCUUUGUAAUUGACUUUUUAAUUUAGGCAAGGAUAUCUUUAUUAUUCUCCUCAAAAAUGGUAGAACACUCAAAACUUCACAAUUUUAUACAACUAAGC
Paramecium sonneborni is the source of this 615-nucleotide messenger RNA. Lineage: Eukaryota; Ciliophora; Oligohymenophorea; Peniculida; Parameciidae. The record is from the annotation of a GenBank genome assembly.